GUCCUGCAAGAGAGUGAGUGAGCACUACUCUAUCUCUAUGCUGCGCGCCUGCGACGAGAGGAGAGGAGGAUGGGCUGUUGCUGUUCUGUUUGUUUUACUACUACUAUACUACUAGUACAACCACCCCUGCCUCCCGUCUCGUUUUCCAUUCCUUGUCUUCCCCGCACCGCACCCGCAUCCGCAUGCACCAAUCGCCACCAGCGACCGCCCCGCGGCUGUGCCUGUGGGUGCGCGCGUUCGUUGUCCCCUCCACGUCCACCGGAAAGCUACGCCUCCCCCACCGCCUCCUCUAGCGUCUCGGCCCGUCUCCCUCUCACUCUCUCUCGCUCUCGCUCUCUCUCUCCGUGGGUGAUGCGCUCAGCCGACCUCUUCUGACCGGCGGAGUGGCUGCGCUCGCCGGUCACCCAUGGCUAUGGCGGGCGCCGGCGCGGCGGCGGCGGCGGCCAAGAGGUGCAUGAACCCGGCCUGCGGCGCGCUGCCGGCGUCAUCUGUGGUGGUCGGGGCGGGAGGGGACUGGAGGAAGGGCUGGCCGCUGCGAUCCGGAGGCUUCGCCCUGCUCUGCGACAAGUGUGGGUUGGCAUAUGAACAGUUCGUGUUUUGUGAUAUAUUUCACCAAAAGGAAUCAGGAUGGAGAGACUGCUCAUUUUGUGGCAAGCGCCUCCAUUGUGGAUGUGUUGCUUCAAAGAACUCUUAUGAUCUACUUGACAGUGGAGGAAUUCAAUGUGUCACUUGCAUGAAAAAUUCAGCAGCUCAGUCUGCUUCUGGACAAGUGGUUCCAAAGCUCUUUCCAUGUCCAAACAAUCUGCUGUUUUUUGGUAAAAGCGACGAGUUAUUGUCAAGCAGAAAAUUUGAACAACCACCCUCUCUUAUGUUGGAUUCCAGAAAUGAUGAUAUUGCUAUUGUAAAUAAGAGUAGUCACCUGUUCAUGGUAAGCGGCAUAGAGGCUGGACAGAGCAGUAACAUCUUGAGACAAAAAGAGAUAGAGAAUGGUCCAAGGCAGAUUAAAUGGGAACAACCAACCCUUAAUAUUGGGGACAUGGGAAGACCUUUACUAACUAGGUCUCAAAGUGCAUUAGAGUCACCUCAGUGUACUCGAAGAGAUGACAAUAAGGAUCCAACUACAGAUAGCACAACAAGUGAAUCGUUUCCAGAGGCAUGUCUGAGCAUGAACCUAGGUAUUGCAAACAAUGGAAACAGGAUGGAGGCUACUUCAACAGCGGAAAGACCUAUGCUAUCGCCAACGACAGCCAUUGCUGAAGGAAGAGAACUUACCACUGCACUGUCCCCCUUUCAGCACGCACAAAGGGCUCGGCAUUUCCUGACCAGACCACCAAGGGUUGGUGAGGGUGCAGCUUUUGAUCCAACUAGAGACAUGUUUCCGCAUCUUCGUGUUGCUAGGCCACCUGCUGAAGGAAGGGGCCGCAAUCAAUUACUUCCUCGGUAUUGGCCAAGAAUAACAGACCAAGAGCUGCAACAAAUAUCUGGAGAUUCAAAUUCCACAAUCGUUCCAUUGUUCGAGAAGGUCCUGAGUGCGAGUGAUGCAGGCCGCAUAGGGCGCCUUGUUCUUCCAAAAGCUUGUGCCGAGGCAUAUUUUCCCCCAAUUUCUCAACCAGAAGGACGCCCCUUGACAAUUCAAGAUGCAAGAGGAAAAGAAUGGCAUUUUCAGUUUAGGUUUUGGCCAAAUAAUAACAGCAGAAUGUAUGUCUUGGAGGGUGUUACACCAUGCAUACAAUCAUUGCAAUUACAAGCUGGCGAUACAGUGACCUUUAGUCGUAUAGAUCCUGGAGGGAAACUUGUUAUGGGCUUUCGGAAGGCCACAAAUACUGACUCACAGAUUUCAGCUAUUGCGAAUGGUUCCCUUCUCAGUGAGACACUCUUUUCUACUGCAAAUGAAAGCAUAGGAGUAGUAAGUGGUUAUCCUGGAUUUCUUCACUCAAUAAAGGGAGCUGCAGAUUUCCAUCCAAGCUCUCUAUAUGAUCAUCAUAUUAACUCAGCUGACGGGGAUGUCAGUUGGAAUAAGGCAGAUAAAUUUGGCAGCAGGCCAGAUGAGGGGUCUUUGCAAUUUCUACAAAAACGAAGUCGCAAUAUUGGUUCCAAAAGCAGGAGGUUCUUAAUCGACGCUGAAGAUGCCAUGGAACUAAAGCUUACCUGGGAAGAAGCUCAAGAGUUGUUGCGCCCUGCUCCCACUGCAAAACCAACUGUUGUGAUGAUUGAGGACUAUGAAUUUGAAGAAUAUGAUGAACCCCCUGUCUUUGCAAAGAGAUCAAUUUUUACCAUCCGUGCAACAGGGGAACAAGACCAGUGGAUUCAAUGUGACGAGUGCUCAAAAUGGCGCCGGUUGCCUCUUAAUGUUAUUGUUGCAUCCAAAUGGACAUGCACCGACAACUCAUGGGACCCAAAAUGCUGCUCCUGCUCUGCGCCUGAAGAGUUGACCCCAAAAGAGUUGCAAAGUGUUAUGCAGCAGUAUGAAGAAAUGAGGAGGCGAAAGGGCAGCUAUGGUCUGAAGCUGAAUGUCGCUGAAAUGGAUGCAUCCAGCUUUGACGCCUUGGCCACGGGUGCAGUAUUCGGUGAAGUCGGGAACCAAGGUACGGCUUCAGUCGCGACGACCACAAGGCACCCCAGGCAUCGCCCCGGCUGCACAUGCAUCGUGUGCAUCCAGCCACCCAGUGGCAAGGGCCCGAAGCACAACCCUGCGUGCACCUGCAACGUGUGCAUGACGGUGAGGCGCCGGUUCAAGACACUGAUGAUGAGGAAGAAGCAGCGGCAGUCGGAGCGAGAGGAGGCGGAGGCAAGCAAGAAGAUCGCGUGGGUGAACAGAGACGAGCCCGAGGGGAGCAGCCUGUCGAGAUCCCCGCAGACGCUGGACACGACCCGAGACAGCAGCGAUGUCACCAUGUUCGACAAGGUGGCCGCCGACGUGAACAAGGGGCACAUCGACCUCAACUUCCACCCUGCAGCCCCUGCCGUCCGUGGCGCUGGCGACCAGGGACAGAAUGGCGCGCAGCAGCCCCGGGCGGUGAGCAUGAUGGGCCUCCUGGAAGUGGCGAGCCGGCCCCUUGAUAACUACAUGAAGCAGAACGGCCUGACGAGCCUGGCGGGGGAGCAAGGAGGUGGCAGCUCCAGCACGGCCACGGUCCCGCCGGCUCCAGUGGAGAGUGAGGACCGGACGUCCGAUGAGGGCCGUGUCGCGUCAGCAGAGCGGGAAGCAGACGCCAUGGCCAUCGACGAGGCCGGCGAGAACCAGCAGGACAAGCCUGCCGACUCUGCCGCUGCCGCUGCUACUUGACGGCGUGCGUCUGUUGUGAAAGUGACUGAUGGGUGUUGUCAGCGUGCUUUGAUGUGCGUAUCUUAUCGGCUCCUCUUGGUUUUUUUUUCUUUUCUUUCAGGAAUAGCUGGUGAGUUUUUGAUGUGAAAGUUCUAAACUAAAUUUCUGUAGGGUUUCAAGGUGUUGCUCCUGGAGGCUGGAGUUACUUACGUGUACGUAUGAGGCUGUGCAACCAACCCCCAGGUUGUAUGUUGUAGAAGUUCUGUAAACCACGAUGCUCUUGUGUUGGUUGCUGCUGUAAUCUAAAAACGCUUAGACCUUUGGAUUCAAUAACUCACCACAUACUUGAUCUGUACUGUACAUCUCAUCUAAGACAUCUUUUGGAAAACAGGAAUUUCACAGGA
Zea mays is the source of this 3669-nucleotide messenger RNA. RefSeq lists its product as uncharacterized. NCBI's taxonomy places the organism in Eukaryota, Viridiplantae, Streptophyta, Magnoliopsida, Poales, Poaceae. Gene Ontology annotation, molecular function: DNA binding; zinc ion binding. The record is from RefSeq and is a predicted model, not a curated record. The transcript is spliced from 12 exons. Bases 407 to 3286 code for a protein of 959 amino acids.